Messenger RNA from Prunus mume (Japanese apricot), 643 nucleotides. It is a transcript of the gene SMAP1, whose product is annotated as small acidic protein 1. Lineage: Eukaryota; Viridiplantae; Streptophyta; Magnoliopsida; Rosales; Rosaceae. The record is from RefSeq and is a predicted model, not a curated record.
UCAUACAAAAUUUGCAGCCGGAAACAACGAGGUCACGCAGGCCAACUAAAUCAAAGUAAAUCCAUUUAGAAGUUGAACCGAUGUUAGAAGGAAAAGAAAACUAGAAAAUUACAAUUAAAGAGUCGGUGAUAAAUUGUACAAAAACAUAAGAAGGAAACGACAUGUCGUCGCCAGUAGCAAGACAAAAAGCGAGCUCCCCUGCCGAGAACCAAAACGUGAGGCGCUCCAUAGCCAUAGCUUCCGCGAGAGAGAGAAGGUUUGGAGCCAUGAGGCCGACUCCGAUGGACUUCUUCGGCGACAUGGACGACCAGGGCUCCACCAUGGCCAUGGACGUUGACGAUGUUGACACACUCGAGAGCUUCGCCGACGGUGUCAUCGGCGAGAACAAGCUGGCCGACGCUGACUUCUUCAACUCCUUCGAGGACGAUUUCGACGACACCGACAUCAACUGAACCAACCGCAGCUUCUUCUCCAUCGAACCCAUGUAAUGAUUUGCUUCGAUUUGCUCUGUUUUCUAGGGUUUCGGCUAGGAUGAAGUUUCGUCUUUAAUUGGCCAAAAUAGUAUAUGCAGUAUCAAUGGAUGGAUGGUUAUUUUGAAAAAUUGGUUAUAUAUAGAUAUGGAUUUUAGUUUGUGUUUAUGCUA